Messenger RNA from Rotaria sp. Silwood2, 321 nucleotides. The record is from the annotation of a GenBank genome assembly. Lineage: Eukaryota; Metazoa; Rotifera; Eurotatoria; Philodinida; Philodinidae.
AUGGAUAAAAGGUACAAAAAAGGUAUUCUCGUUGCUGGUGGACAAGGUUUAGGAGCUGGACUCAAUCAAUUGACAUUUCCUCUGGGAGUGAUUGUCGAUCAAUUCGAUUUUGUCUACGUGGCUGACGGGCACAAUCAUAGAAUAAUGCGGUGGACGAAAGGAGCUGCAAAAGGCUCUAUUGUGGUUGGUGGGAAUGGACAAGGAAAGGAACCAAAUCAACUUGAUACUCCUGAAGAUUUAUCGUUCGAUGAAGAAUAUAAUCUUUAUGUGAACGAUGCUGAAAAUCGUCGAGUACAAAAAUUUGCUGUGGAUUUAAACUGA